AUGGAAGAUUAUGAUAAAACUAGAGCUUUAACUAAUUGAUAUAGUGUCACUUAUGGACAAAUGAUCAGCGAUAUCUUAUUUAGAAACCCGAAACUAAAUAUUGAUGAUAUUCCUAAAGAAAAAUGUGCAAUUUGUCAAUUUGAUUUUGAAGAAAAAGAUGCUGACAUUGUCCUUUUAAGUAAAUGUGAAGGGCAUUUUUUCCAUGCUAGCUGUAUUGACUGCGCAAGACAAGGGGGAGAAUUUAUAAUAUGUCCAGUCUGCAAAAUCCCAUACGGUGUAGAGAAGGGGAAUAUGCCUUCUGGAACUAUGAAUGUAAAAUAUAAAAAUCACUCCAGAUUAGAUGGAUUUCCUGGAGUUGGGGUAAUUGAAAUUACAUAUGAAUUCAAAAAUCAGAAUGCAAACGGGCAUUAUAUUGCAGGAAUUACUUACCUUACUUAAUAAUGCAUAUAUAUUAAAAUGGCAACAUGUGCCCACCUGCCCUCUUGAUGAUACAGUCCAGACCUCACGGCUACCGUAAACUGGGACAGAUUCUGAGCCGAGAAUCAAGUGCAGGCUAAAGAGAUGUAUCCGGAUAGGUUUUGUCUGUUUUCUGUGGUUGGAAAUGGAGGCGCUUAAUGCUUCCUUUUGGAUCCAAUGACUCAUGGGCAUUCCUCUGCCGAGAAACUGGAGGUUUCAGCCCAGGUCAUGGGAGUCGUCUUUUUCCCUAUAGCUGUCAAAGAAAGUCAAAAAUUUUCUCCAAUAUCAGAAAAAUCUUAUGAAGUCAUUUUGUUAUGCUUCAGGAAUUAAAAGAACAGCGUAUUUGCCAGAUAGCCGAGAAGGAAACGAAGUAUUGUCUAUGCUUGUAGAAGCAUUCGAAAGAAGAUUGACAUUUAAAAUAGGAACAAGCAACAAAGAUUUUUUUAAUAAAAAAUUAUUAAAAAAUAUAAAAAAAAUAAUUUUAAGCUCCAAAACAAGCAUAACAACUGGAAUGGAAAAUUGUAUCGUAUGGAGCGGAAUUCAUCAUAAAACAAGCCGCAGUGGUGGAGUUGUCGCUCAUGGAUAUCCAGAUCCUACUUAUUUGAAAAGGGUAAAAGAAGAAUUAAAUUCUAAAGGAAUUUUUUAG
Molecule: messenger RNA, 1102 nt
Organism: Blepharisma stoltei
Lineage: Eukaryota; Ciliophora; Heterotrichea; Heterotrichida; Blepharismidae
Source: the annotation of a GenBank genome assembly